Messenger RNA from Loxodonta africana (African savanna elephant), 4380 nucleotides. RefSeq names its product synaptotagmin like 3 (gene SYTL3). The coding region runs from base 1601 to 2848 and encodes 415 amino acids. The transcript is spliced from 12 exons. Gene Ontology annotation, biological process: intracellular protein transport; exocytosis. The record is from RefSeq and is a predicted model, not a curated record. Gene Ontology annotation, cellular component: plasma membrane; exocytic vesicle. Gene Ontology annotation, molecular function: neurexin family protein binding; small GTPase binding. Lineage: Eukaryota; Metazoa; Chordata; Mammalia; Proboscidea; Elephantidae.
UCUGUGUAUUCCUUCCAUCUUCUUUUGAUGCUUCCUGCGUUGUUUAAUACUGUGUGGAUCAUAACAAAUUAUGGAUAACAUUGCGAAGAAUGGGAAUUCCAGAACACUUAAUUGUGCUCAUGAGAAACCUGUACAUAGAUCAAGAGGCAGUUGUUCAAACAGAACAAGGGGAUAAUGUGUGGUUUAAAGUCAGGAAAGUUGUACGUCAGGGUUGUGUUCUUUCACCAUACCUAUUCAAUCUGUAUGCUGAGCGAAUAAUCCGAGAGGCUGGACUAUAAGAAGAAGAAUGGGGCAUCAGGAUUGGAGGAAGACUCAUUAACAACCUGUGUUAUGCAGAGGACACAACCUUGCUUACUGAAAAUGAAGAGGACUUGAAGCACUUACUGAUGAAGAUCAAAGACCCCAGCCUUCAGUAUGGACUACACCUCAACAUAAAGAAACAAAAAUUCUCACAAUUGGAUACCAAGUUUUUGUUUCCAGUGACACAAGACACACAAGACAUAUAGGAAGCACUUAUAAAAUUAAGAACUCUUACAGAGAUUUUAGGGACUCAAUCCCUGGUUAAUAUGUGGCUGGUUUUCUCCUAACUUUUUAUUAUGAGGGAUUUCAAACAUAAGCAAAAGUAGGCAGAAUGCAGACCCCCACCCCCUGCCCCUCAUCACUUAGCACACUGUGCUGUUUCCACUGGGCCUCACCAGCCCUGUCGCUUUCCUGGGUGGGCCUCUUGACUUUGUGCCUGGCAUUGUGGGUACACUCUGUGGCUUUGGGCCCAUAACACAAUAUAUCUUAUUCUCAGCUUUCAUUUUUUGGAGCCCCUGGGUGGUGCAAAAAGUUAACACGCUCAGCUGCUACACGAAAGGCUGGAGGUUCCAGUACACCCAGAGGUUCCUCAAAAGAAAGGCCUGGCAAUCUACAUCUGAAAACCCAGCCACUGAAAACCCACAGUUCACUCUGAUGCAAAUGAGGUCACCAUUAGUUGUAGUCAAUUCAAAGGUAACUUUUUUUUUUUUUUUUUAACGGCUGCUUUUACAAGGGCUGAUUUGAGAAGCUGUGGCAGAAAUUGUAUGGCUGACAAAGCAUAAAACAUUUUCUUUCUGGCUUUUAAGGUCUCUGGGUGGUACAGUUUGCAUUCAACUAUGAACUGAAAGGCUGGUGAUUCGAGCCCGCCCAUCGGCACCGUGAAAGAAAGGCCUGGCAAUCUGCUUCUGUACGGAUUGUUAGAUGCUGUCCCUCUCGUUGAAGAUUUUCCUCUUUUUCACUGACUCUCUGCUUGGAUGGGUUGACACAGUGGCUGCAAUGAUGGGCUCAAGCAUAGUAACGAUCGUGAGAAUGGCGAAGGACCAGGCAGUGUUUUAUUCUGCUGUACGUAGUGUAGCUACGAGUUGGAACCAACUUGAUGGCACCUAACAACAACAACUACUUUACCAAGCAUGAUGUCCUUCUCUAGGGAUGGCCCCUCCUGAUAACAUGUCCAAAGCAAACACAGGACGGCUGGAGCAAAGCUCUUGCAAUCUUAUCAGAAACCGAGUUACAGGAGCUUGGUCAGUUUAAAGGAUUUAAUAAGUCGGUGGAAAAUUUGUUCCUGUCUGUUACCACCCAUAUGAAAAAGCUCUCCAAGUCCCAGAAUGACAUGACGUCUGACAAACACCACCUGGCCACGGGUCACAGGCAGAGCAAGGGUCGGUCUGAGAGGAGAAGCCAGUCUGACACCGCCAUCAAUGUCACCACCAGGAAGGUCAGCUCGCCGGAUAUUCUGAAAUCUCUCAAUCAAGAGGAUUCCAAACACUCUCCUGACCCUGUUUCGAAGCAACAGGACAGCUCAUCCAACCCAGCCGCCCGUCCACUGUUCUCUGGAGAGUUGAGACAUGGGAGUUUAAUUAGCAUUAACAGCACUUGUACAGAGAUGGGUAAUUUUGACAACGCUAAUGUCACUGGAGAAAUAGAAUUUGCCAUUCGUUAUUGCUUCAAAACCCAUUCUUUAGAAAUCUGCAUCAAGGCCUGUAAGAACCUUGCCUACGGAGAGGAAAAGAAAAAAAAGUGCAAUCCGUAUAUAAAGAUCUACCUGCUGCCUGACAGAUCCUCCCAGGGCAAACGCAAGACCAGAGUCCAGAAGAACACAACAGACCCAAUCUUUCAGGAGACUCUGAAGUACCAGGUGGACCCUGCCCAGCUGGCGGUGCGGCGGCUGCAGGUGUCUGUGUGGCACCUGGGCACUCUCACCCGGCGAGUGUUUCUUGGAGAAGUGCUCAUUCCUUUGGCCAUGUGGGACUUCGGAGACAGUGCGACACAGGCCUUCUGCUGGUACCCGCUGCGGCCCAAGGCAGAGACAUGUGAAGACAGUGUCCCUCACAAUAAUGGAGAACUUGCACUUCGGGCCAAACUCGUCCUCCCUUCAGGGCCCAGGAAGCUCCCGGAGGCUCAAGAAGGAACAGACGACCAGCCACCACUUAAUGGUCAACUCUGUCUGGUAGUGCUGGGAGCCAAGAACUUACCUGUGAGGUCCGAUGGUACCUUAAACUCAUUCGUUAAAGGUUGCCUCACUCUGCCAAACCAACAAAAAUUAAGACUGAAGUCGCCAGUCCUGAAGAAGCAAGCCUGUCCCCAGUGGAAGCAUUCCUUUGUCUUCAGUGGUGUGACCACCUCUCAGCUGAGGCAGUCCAGCUUGGAAUUAACCGUUUGGGACCAAGCCAUCUUCGGUAUGAAUGACCGCUUGUUGGGUGGAGCCAGGCUUGGUUCAAAGGAAGAGCCAGCUAGCGGCACCGACUCGUGCUCGCCAUCGAAGCUCCAAUGGCAGAAGGUGCUUUCCAACCCCAAUUUGUGGACGGACAUGACACUCGUCCUACACUGAAGCGGAAGCUGCAAGUCUGUCCCCGUGUUUGAUGGGUGUUUAAGGAUUGCACACCGGGGAAGGUUUUUGUAGGAACAGGGCAGUGAAGGCACAGCUGCAAAGCUUUCACAGAUGGCUGGACGGUGAAAAAGUUUCGACAGCCACGUGCCAUACUGAGAUGACAUUUUGAGAUGACUCAGUCUGUAUAUUUAAAUUAAAAAGAGCAAUUAUUGCUGUUAUAUUAGUACGUCUCAGGUUGGUGAUCUGUUCUUUGAGAGAAAUGGCAAUGGCCAGAUUUCAAUAAACGUUCAUUGGCUACCUGUGUCUCCCAGAGCUUAUGAAAUGACGUUGAAUAUUAAUUAGCUGGUGGUCCUGCUACGCUCACUCCAAAGAGAAAAAAAUAAUGCAGUGAGUAUUCAAUCCCUCCUGCUGGUGAGUUGAUUCCAGCUCCUGGCGGCACCAUGUGUUACACAGCAGAACUGCUUCACAGUUUUCUCGGCUGUAAUCUGAAAGCAGAUGACCAGGCCUUUCUUCCACUAUGCCGGCUGAGUGGGUCUGAACCACCACCUUUGGUUACCAGAUCAAUGCAGAUGUUUCAGCCACUCUCCUACACUACUUGGAAAAGAUUUAUGGAGGUUGUAUAGCUACGAAAAUCACCCCAUCAGGCAUGAGGGAAGACCCCUGCUUUCAGGGGUCCACUUGAGGACUGUGCAGUGACCCCUUGCAGAGAACCCCAUGGAGUUCCCAAGACACUGUCCCACCCCAGCACAUGUAAGCAGACAUGAACUCUGCACAAGGCCUUGCGAUCUUUUAUUUCACGUGGCUGUGGUGUGGACGCAGCUGCACACGACAAAUUAGCUGAAAGGACAAAGCAGCACGUAGAAAGGAAGCCACGAACGAGCCAGAAGAACCAACAGGAACGGCAGCUGACGUUUAGGUGGCUUUUCCAUGAUGGGGAAGCAAAUAGAAAGAGAUCAGAAUGAAGGUCUGUGGGAACACUGGGUUGAUACACAGGUUUACAGGGUCCCUUCAGGGUUGGAGUCUGAAUUAUCAAAACAGCGUGCAUUUUUCAAACAAGAAGCUUUGUUAGAAAACCAAGGAGUGCACACUCAAUUACAUGCAUGAGGUACACAAUGAGUAAAAAAAGUCAUUUUUACAGAAGGGAGGAUAACAGGGAAACCAGCUUCCUGACGGCUAGCCGCCACGUCAGAGCAAGUGCUACGUUCCAUGGCUUUUCACAUGGAAUUGUUUUAUUAUUCUGUAAAAGGUAACAAAAUAUACAGAACAAAACUUUCCCUUUUUAAACUAAUGUUACAAACCCAUAUUAUCGCUUAUAUAUAAAUACUAUACCCUACAGCUGGUCGUUAAUUAGGCGUAAAGAAGUCCAACAAUGUGUUCCUCUAACUGUUAAGCAAAACAGAACAAAAAAGUUUAUCCAGGAGUGUCCUCCUAUAUCGUUUAUUCUGAAUGAUCGCUGCAGAUUUUGGUUGACUGACUGCACUGGAGGAAGGAAAUGUAUGUGUUGUGUGUGUUUUAGAUUCCAUUUUCGAAAU